UUUUCGUCAUCACAUCCGUAGUACCUUUUUUUCAAUUGGAGAGAGAGAGAGAGAGAGAGAGAGAGAGUUACCAGACCAGAAGAGAAAUUAUUAGAACCGCUUGCAAAAAUCAGAGCUUCAGCUCUCACCCCGACAUUCUUGAUCAAAAAAGAAACAAAAACCACCGACAGCGGGAGAGAAUAACCGAGUCGAAGAAACCCUAAAAGACGAACAUUGAGUUGGCCCUGGUGAUCCUUCUAUGUUAUGUCAGAAGCCCGAAGGGAUAUGGGUGCUUCAGCCGAACUCGACCUAGUAGGACCUGAUUACUUUUCUUUCUAUACACAAGAAGUAGCAGAGCUGUUGUCGCAUGAUGAGGAUUUUCUGCCUCUCCCUUCAGAAACUGCUGAAUUUGGUGAAAGAACGAGUGAUAUGGUUGGAGACAAGGCUAUAGUUUUGGGUUCACUAUUUUCUAGUCCUAUUAGUGCCAGGCUUUCAGAGUAUAAGAAAGAAAGAUUGAAGGCAUUGCUUAGGCAGAGUGCAGUUACUCUUUCACAGGAAGUUGAUGAGAUGCUAGAUCCUGUAUUUGCUAUUUGCCGGUUACAAUCACAACUGCGAUACGCAAAAUGCUUGCCGAAUUGUUCAGGUCCAGCAUCUGGGGAUGAUGCAAAACAGCAUCCUCACAAGAAGAUUAAGCUGUCCUCUUCGACCAGCUUCGCUUCAAAUGGUAGUCCCGUCAGUGCAGAGGUUAAUGAGGAUUUGCAGUUCCUCUUGGAGAAUUCCGCAAAGGUUGAUGAGUCUAUGAAAAAACAUUCUGAUGAACUAUCGGAAACGCUUGGGCACAUGGAGCGGCAGCUUGAGGAAAUUCUUGAUAGAAUACUGUCCACUUGCAGGUUGAUGACUCUUUCAGAGAAGCAACAGCUUCAGAAACUUAUUCAGAAGCUGCCACCAAGAAAUCUUGACCGUGUCGUGGAAAUCAUUCAACGUAAUAAGCCAUCGGGAAAAUAUUCUUCUGGCACGAUUCAUGUUGAUUUGGAAAAAGAGGAUAAUCUAACACUCUGGCGACUGUAUUGCUGUGUUGAAGCCGUUGAAAACGCUAGAAAGCUUCCACGGUAGCCGAAUCAAAGCAAAUACUAUCGGCCAUUUAUGGUCCCAGAACCAAACAUUACGUGGGCUGAUUCACUCCAGUCAGGGUUUACUUGAUUCAUUUGUAGGGUGGUAAUGCCUUCUUCAUUUUGGAAUCUUAUUUGAUACACAAAUUUUCCUCAGAUCAGGCCUGUAAAUUUAGUGUUCUAGCAUCAAGGCAGAAAGAGCAUGAUUGUGAAGUACUUCACAAGCCCUCGAAGGUGAAUUAUGACCCAGUUUCCUUUUGCACAAUCAAGGCGUCUUCUUAGGUUUUUUCCUUGAGCUAUGUAAUGCUGCCUUGCCAAAUUUGGUUUGUUUUUCUUGAAUUUCUUCUGUAUGUCAUCCCAUAGAUAGAUGUUCCGACAGUGUGAAAUGGCAUACAAGUUUAUGAUUGUUAGUGCAAGGGAUCAUUUACUGUACACUGUUGACCUGAAGUUUGUUUUUCUUGAGCUCUUAUUCCUUGAAUCCUUCUGUAAGCUGCUGCCGAUGUGAAUGCCUGAAGUGUUUUUUUA
This is a messenger RNA of Rhododendron vialii, 1613 nucleotides long. RefSeq lists its product as uncharacterized. The record is from RefSeq and is a predicted model, not a curated record. Bases 244 to 1092 code for a protein of 282 amino acids. NCBI's taxonomy places the organism in Eukaryota, Viridiplantae, Streptophyta, Magnoliopsida, Ericales, Ericaceae. The transcript is spliced from 7 exons.